AUGUCUGCUAUUACAACCAAAGCAGGUGUUUGCAUUGAUUCCGCUCCAGAGAGUUGGGCAAUACAAAAGUCAAGUGCCCCUCAAAGAAGGUGGGAAAAAAGCCGAGAAAAUAAACUUAGUGAAAAAGAUAUAAAAGUAAUAUCUAGAAACUUAGUUGAAACUGCCCCUGAUCCUGUUGUUGCCUUAUUCCGUCUCUUUAGGCUUCGAAGAGAAUUGCGAGCUAUCAAUACUUCAGAAAAAAUAGUUUCUGCUACAUUAAAUCUGGAGGUAACUAGAUUAUCUAAUAAAGUUCAAAAGGAGUGUAGCGAGCAACGUGAAAAUGAAGGAAUCGAUUUUCCAGACCACUUCUCAUUAGAAUCAGUUAAGGAGAGACUGAAUUUAUAUAAUGUAUCUAAUAUAUCCGAUAAACUAGCCCUAGCCGAUAUAAUGAUAAUGCUCUGCAUUCGUUCUGCUGAAAUUAAAAACUUGCGUAUAUCUAAUAGGGCUAUAACUGGAUAUGCAAAAAACCGAGACGAAUUUAUUCCUGAAAGUGGUAAACCACUACUUCCUAGCUCUUUACGCAAGUUAGAUGCAGUAUUUGCUUCUGUAGCGCAUGAGCCUAAAAAUGCAUCGAAGGCUAACACUUAUGCCAGUGAAGCCCUUCGACAUUUAUCUGAUAACCAUGCUUCUCCAUCCAAGAGAUAUACUAUAGUCAAUAUGCGAAAAAGAGAAGAACCUUAUAAUCAGGCAAAAGUAUAUAAAGUGCUUUUUGGACAGAUUUGGGAGCUCGAAAAAAAAUUGGAAGAUUAUUAUUUCAAAUAUGAAAAGCUUAAAAGGAGAGUCAAUUUAUUGGAAGCUGAAAUAGAAGAUUUGGAUGAAUGUGUAAAUAAAGAAACUUUA
This is a messenger RNA of Dentiscutata erythropus, 879 nucleotides long. The record is from the annotation of a GenBank genome assembly. NCBI's taxonomy places the organism in Eukaryota, Fungi, Glomeromycota, Glomeromycetes, Diversisporales, Gigasporaceae.